Messenger RNA from Sorghum bicolor (sorghum), 1544 nucleotides. Its product is annotated as transcription factor PCF2-like. NCBI's taxonomy places the organism in Eukaryota, Viridiplantae, Streptophyta, Magnoliopsida, Poales, Poaceae. The transcript has a single exon. The coding region runs from base 142 to 1221 and encodes 359 amino acids. Gene Ontology annotation, cellular component: nucleus. Gene Ontology annotation, molecular function: DNA-binding transcription factor activity; sequence-specific DNA binding. The record is from RefSeq and is a predicted model, not a curated record.
UAAACAACCGUCCCAGGCGAGCCCCACCUCUCCCCGCGCUCCCACGCGGAAGGAGAGGGACGAGCGAGCGAGCCACAGCGAGCGCGGUUACAAGAAAAAUCCAAUCUCUCCCCGCCCCCCCGGCUCGUUUCGAUUCGCGCCAUGGAGGCGCAGGCGCAGGACAACAGGGCGGAGGAGGGGGACGGCGCGCGGCAACACCACGCGGCGGGCGGCGUCGCGACGGCGACAGCGGCAGCGGGGAUGGCGAUGGGCGCGAUCCCCAUGCACGGGUUCAUGGUGCCGAAGCCUGAGCCGGUGGAGUUCUUCGGCGGGAUGGCCAUGGUGCGGAGCAAGCCGCCGCCGCGGAACCGCGACCGGCACACCAAGGUGGAAGGCCGGGGGCGGCGGAUCCGCAUGCCCGCGGCGUGCGCGGCCAGGAUCUUCCAGCUCACGCGGGAGCUAGGGCACAAGUCGGACGGCGAGACCAUCCGGUGGCUGCUCCAGCAGUCGGAGCCCGCCAUCAUCGCCGCCACGGGCACCGGCACGGUCCCCGCGAUCGCGACCACGGUCGACGGCGUGCUCCGCAUCCCCACGCAGUCGUCCUCGUCCUCCAGCCCCUCGUCGCUCACCACCGUGGUCGACGGCGACGAGGCGUCCGCCGCCAAGCGCCGACGGAAGCUGCAGCCCACGCGGGCCGCGGCCGGCGCGUCCCCGCUCGCCACCGCUGCGCCCGCGGCGGCCUACUACCCGGUCAUCGCUGACCCACUCCUGCAGGGCACCGGCGGAGCGGCCAUCUCGGUGCCGAGCGGCCUCGCCCCCAUCACCGCGUCGGGCGCCCCUCAAGGACUCGUCCCGGUCUUCGCGGUCCCUGCGACUGGCAGCCCCGGCGGUGGCGGCGGGAACCGCAUGAUCCCGCAGGCCACCGCCGUGUGGAUGGUGCCCCAGCCUGGCGCCGCGGCGGGUGGCGUCGCGGGCACCCAGCCCACGCAGUUCUGGGCCAUCCAGUCCGCGCCGCAGCUCAUCAACAUCGGUGGCGCGCAGACCGCCGUGUUCCCCGCGGCGGUGAACGUCGCGGACUUCCAUCAUCAGCAGCAGCAUCAGCCCAUCUCCAGCAUGUCUCACAACAGCAACUCGGAGCAGCUGCACCUGCAGCAGUCCCACGAGCAGCAGCGCGACCAUCCGGAGGAGGACGAUGACGACGACGACGACGAGCCGGUGUCCGACUCCAGCCCAGAAGAGUAAACACGCCACACCGUACGCCCGCCCAGAAAGUCCAACCCCCCCCCCCCCCCCCCCCAAAGCUUAGGUUCCUUUUGCUCUAAUUUUAAUCUCUCCCCCUUUUUUCUCCCCCUUUUGCAAUCCUCCUUAUGAUGAACUACAUGAUGCUUUCUGUCGUAGCAGCUCACGUUCAGUGACCCCCCAGUGUUUAGUGGUAGGGAGAAGAAGAAGAUGAUAAAAAGAGGUAGUAGAAGCAGCGUGUAAUGCAAAUGAAAUUGAGCAGCUGAUUUGUUAUUAUUGAGUUAAUUAACGACCUUUUGCUAAUCUAAUACUACACGUUUUUGUAC